Dipodomys ordii (Ord's kangaroo rat) is the source of this 478-nucleotide messenger RNA. RefSeq names its product resistin-like. Gene Ontology annotation, molecular function: hormone activity. The transcript has 4 exons. The record is from RefSeq and is a predicted model, not a curated record. Gene Ontology annotation, cellular component: extracellular region. Lineage: Eukaryota; Metazoa; Chordata; Mammalia; Rodentia; Heteromyidae. The coding region runs from base 1 to 402 and encodes 133 amino acids.
AUGGGGGUCCCCCUGGAAGAGGAGGCCAUGGCAGGGAGGUGGCAGUGUCUCCCCCUCAACAGGAUGAAGGCUCCGUCUCUGCUCCUCUUUGUCCUCUCUGUCCUGGCUCUGUUGGUGUCCAGUGAGUCUCUGUGCCCCGUGGAAGAUGCCAUCAAUCAGAAGAUAAAGGAUGCUGUCACACCGCAAAUUUCAAUGGCGCUCAAGGGCAUUGGACUGGAUUGUAGGACUGUGAAAUCCAGUGGGAACCUGGCUUCCUGCCCUGCAGGUCAUGUUGUCACGGGAUGCGCGUGUGGCAUGGGCUGUGGCUCGUGGGAUGUGCGUGCCGGGAACACGUGCCACUGUCAGUGCGGGGGCAUGGACUGGACCGCAGCGCGCUGCUGCCACCUGAGGGGCACGGCUUGAGGUCGUUUGAGCGGAAAGGGGGCUCAGGGAUGGGUGGCGCAAACUUGGAGGCUGGAAAUAAACCAAAUGAUGAUGA